Tilletiaria anomala UBC 951 is the source of this 687-nucleotide messenger RNA. RefSeq names its product ribosomal protein L22. Gene Ontology annotation, cellular component: ribosome; mitochondrial large ribosomal subunit. Lineage: Eukaryota; Fungi; Basidiomycota; Exobasidiomycetes; Georgefischeriales; Tilletiariaceae. Gene Ontology annotation, biological process: ribosome assembly; translation. The transcript has a single exon. The record is from RefSeq and is a predicted model, not a curated record. The annotation marks the transcript as partial. Gene Ontology annotation, molecular function: structural constituent of ribosome.
CGGCAGCGCGGCGGCCUGAUGCCGGACGAAGCGCGUAGGCUGGAAGUGGAUGAGCAGCGCGAGGCCGCGCUCGGUGCCAUCUCAUCUGACGGCGAUGCGCUGUUCGACGACGUCGAGGGGCAGUCGGGCAUCCUCAAGGCGCAAGCGCGCGAUGCGCAGCGUGAGUUGCUCAAGCGCGAGGCCCGCCGCGCGCGCAAGCGGUGGGGAGGAUCGAACGCCGCGGAGCCUGAGCACAAGUAUAGCACGGCGACGUUCAAGAUCUCGCCGCGCAAACUACAGCUGCUAGCGUCGCAGAUCGGCGGCAAGCCGAUCGACCUGGCGAUCUUGCAGAUGCAGUUCAGCGCCAAGCGCGCCGCCAAGCGCGUGCAGUCUACCCUCGCGCUCGCGCGGGACCACGCGGCGGAGAAGGGCAUGGAUGUCAAGCGUCUCGUAGUCAGCGAGGCUUGGGUCGGCAAGGGGCGGUACAUCGCGCGCGCAGACAUCAAGGGCCGCGCGCGGAUGGGCACGAAGCACCAUCCAAGCGCACGGCUUAGCAUCGUCCUGCGCUAUGGCAAGACGUGGGAGCAGAAGGAGUACGAGACGAUCCAGGCUGCCGUGCGCAAGGUGCGCAGCUUAGGAACCGGUGGCAUCGCGCGUGUGCAAAGGCCGAUCGUCAACGUGCACCAGAGGCCUGGUUGGAACAUCUAA